AUGAGAAUUUCCGUUGGGCUAGCGGCCCUCAUCGCGAGUGUUGCUUACGCAGCUCCCCUCGCCUCAGCCAUCGUGCCUCGAUCCGCCAACGCCACAACAGAAGAGCGCUCGAAGCUGCAGCUCAUCCCGAUCGCCAAUGAGAGCCGGAAGAAGUUCGGAGUGGGACGGAAUAUUGCUCCAACCAGGAAACUAGACCUCUCCUGGAAGACUCCUGACGAGGCCAGUCUUGUCUCUGUGAACCUGGAUAUGCAACACCCCGCGGUGAUACUCGAGGACAUCGACGAUGUGACUGCUGUGGAUUGCAUUGGCCAGACGCGAGUGGCUGUCACAUUCAGUGACAAGGAUGCCUUUGACGAGGCCCUCGAGGACUGGUCCGGACUGAACGACAGCUUUGUAAUGGUCACGAACCACCAGGGAGACUGUGAUGCUGAGCUUGAGCGAUCUUUCUUCGUGGCAGAUACCGACUCGCUCGCUGCGUUCGAGUCCAACCUGACAAUCAUUGCGAAAGCAGAGAAGAGCGAUGUCUAUAGCACCGCCAACUCAACCGAGAUCAACUUCAACAGCGUUGCGACGGCGACCGGCCAGGUGGACAAGCGCGGCAUCUCGCUGAACAAGGAGGGCCUGACGAUCGCAUACGACUAUGCGCUCCCAUCGGACCAGACCAUCGUCGAUACGACGUACGUCAAGAUCCAGCUCAACCAGGCCGAGAUCAACAACUCGGUUACGUACGCGGGCCACAUCAAGUGGGAGCUCUUCAAGGGCGUGACCGAGUUCACCAUCGACAUCGACAAGUCGAUGCGGCACUACGCCAACAUGACGAUCGAGGUGGAUGGCGUUUAUGACCAGUCGUGGACGUGGUCGCCGGCGGGUCUGACGUACUCGCUGAUCGAGAUCCCGGGUAUCCUGAGCCUGGGCCCGUCGGCGGGCAUCAGCUUCGGCGGGGAGGUGACGGCGUCGGUGGGCGGAGCCGUGACGGUGGACUUCACGUCGGCGAUGCCCAACGGCAGCAUCCACCUGGACAUGGUGCACUGGGACCAGAGCACGUCGUACGGGUGGACGACGGAGAAGACGGCGACGUACAACACGACCGAGAAGGCGCAGCUGACGCUCAAGCCGUUCAUCGACUUCACGGUCGAGUUCGCGUGCGAGCUGUUCGACGGCCUGCUGGACCUCAGCACCGGCAUCACGGCCGAGCCGUCCUUCCCCUUCGUCACCACCGCCACCGCCACGCAGUACCACAACGCCACCGGCGGCGUCACCUACCCCAACUCGACCGACACCUGCCUCAACGGCCUCAGCGAGGAGAUCGACUUCGAGUUCACCAUCAAGGCCUUCGCGACGCAGUUCCUCAGCGUCACCCUGUACGACUACAAGGUCGAGCUGUGGAAGGGGUGCCUCAACUGGCUCAACUUUGGGAAGCACUGA
Molecule: messenger RNA, 1425 nt
Organism: Diaporthe amygdali
Lineage: Eukaryota; Fungi; Ascomycota; Sordariomycetes; Diaporthales; Diaporthaceae
Exons: 2
Coding region: 1-1425 (474 amino acids)
Source: RefSeq, a predicted model, not a curated record